Molecule: messenger RNA, 1537 nt
Organism: Aegilops tauschii subsp. strangulata
Lineage: Eukaryota; Viridiplantae; Streptophyta; Magnoliopsida; Poales; Poaceae
Product: myricetin 3-O-rhamnoside 1,2-glucosyltransferase UGT709G2-like
Molecular function (GO): quercetin 7-O-glucosyltransferase activity; quercetin 3-O-glucosyltransferase activity
Source: RefSeq, a predicted model, not a curated record
GUGCACGUCCUUGUGUUCCCUUGGCCACGGCAGGGACUCAUCAACCCCAUGCUCCACCUCGCCACGGCCCUCCUCGACGCCGGCGUCCACGUCACCUUCCUCCACACCGAGCACAACCUCUGCCGCAUUGCGAGGGCGCCUCAGCCGCGCCUACGUUUGCUGUCUAUCCCCGAUGGCCUCCCCGACGACCACCCCCGCCACUACAUGGAGCUGAUGGAGUCCAUGUGCACGACCGGCAGCGCCGCGUACCGUGCCCUGCUCUUGUCAUUGCUUCCGCCCGCCGACGAUGUGCCGCCGGUGACAUGCGUUAUCGCCGAUGGCACCAUGCCGUUCGCCACCGACAUCGCCGAGGAUCUCGGCAUCCCGGCGCUUGCCUUCUGCACAUUCAGCGCGUGCAGCUCCCUGGCGUUCAUGUCCAUGCCCAAGGUCUUCGAGCUCGGCGAGAACCCCUUCCCUGCGGACGACCCAGUGUGUGGCGUUUUGGGGAUGGAGGGCAUCCUCCGGCGACGAGAUCUUCCUCGUGGUCCUGGACUCUGCUCCACUGAGCAAGCAGGCGGCGGAGAUCCCAUGAUACUCAAGAUUGGCGAGGGCGUCGCUCAUAGCUGCAAGGCACGUGCGUUGAUAAUCAACACCUCCGCGUCCAUGGAGCGGCCAGCGCUCGCCCACAUCGCGUCGCACACACGCGACGUCUUCGCGGUAGGUCCACUCCACGCCAGCUCAAGGGCCGCCGCAAGCGCGAGCCUGUGGCGGGAGGACGACGGUUGCAUGGCGUGGUUAGACGGCCACGGCGACCGGUCCGUCGUAUACGUGAGCCUGGGGAGCAUCGCCGUGAUCUCGUACGAGCAGCUCACCGAGUUCCUCUCCGGCCUCGCAGCCACCGGGUACGCCUUCCUCUUGGUGCUCCGGCCGGGCAUGGUCCAGAUGGCUAGCUCAGCGCUACUUCGAGAAGCCGUCGCGGUAGCGCAAGCCGGCAAGGCCAAGAUCGUGGAGUGGGCUCCUCAGCGGGACGUGCUGCGGCACAGAGCGGUGGGCUGCUUCCUGACACACGCCGGUUGGAACUCCACGCUGGAAUGCGCCGUCGAGGGCGUGCCGAUGGUGUGCUGGCCCUUCUUCCUCGACCAACAGAUGAACAGCCGUCUCGUGGGCGCCGUGUGGAGGACGGGGCUGGACAUGAAGGACGUGUGCGACAGGGCUGUCGUGGAGAAGAUGGUGAGGGAGGCCAUGGUGUCCGGCCAGAUCAAGGCAGCGGCCCAAGCCAUGGCGGAGCAGUUGAGGCUGGACAUCGCCGACGGGGGCUCAUCGUCAUCCGAGUUAGGGCGGCUCGUCCGUUUCAUCAGAGAGCUCAGCGUCAAGUCUGGUCCAGAGCCAAGAAUUACUUAAAUGAAAAUUAGUAUUGUUGCUUCCAAGGGGAUGAAAUGUGUCAUAAUUUCAAAAUUGGGAUAACAAGUGACCAAACUUGUACUUUGGGGGUAAUCCAUGUCAAAAGUGUCAUCCUUGAGGGUAAAAAAUGGAAUAAAACUUUCAAUCUUUGGUAAAA